AUGGCUUCAACAGACAUGACAGUCGUCAUUCUCGCCGACGGCUCGAACAUCAAAGGGAACAUUAUCGCUGCGGGUAUGGAUGGCUACAUCAUUCGCGACACAACAUCAUCAACAGUCAUGAAGGUCCCAAAACUCACAGGAACCUACAACUCAGCAGACCGCAGCACCAAACCUAAUGUUCAUAACAACAUGUACACAAAUGAUUUGAGCCGCGAGAAGGAAGCCUAUCGACGAUUACAAGGUGUGCAUGGUAUUGCCAAUUGCUUGAAAAUAAGCGCCAAUGGACUGGUAUUCGAAUUCUACACCAACGGAGAUUUGGAAGACUACAUCAAACACAAUCCACCUGCACCCUGGAAGCAGAAAAUGAACUGGAUUCUCCAAAUCCUUGACGCGGUGAUAGCAUGUCACAAGAUAAGAGUCCUGGUUUUCGACAUUGCACUGAGAAAUCUCAUGCUUGACGAUGACAUGAACAUCAAACUCAUCGACUUUGCAAACAGUUCUUUGCUUCCACUUGACCAGGUCACCGAGCUUAUGGAUGAAGAUGGUUAUACCGCCGAGAUGGAUCUUCUGCAUGUCACCAAUGUAAUCUACUCCAUCUCUCGCUGA
Molecule: messenger RNA, 606 nt
Organism: Aureobasidium musti
Lineage: Eukaryota; Fungi; Ascomycota; Dothideomycetes; Dothideales; Saccotheciaceae
Source: the annotation of a GenBank genome assembly